AUGUCAGACGUCAUUGAGAGACUUGAGGCUCUUGCGAAAUCCCCGCCCGAAGAUCCCGUUGCGCGACUUAAUCUCCAUAAUGCCGCUAAAAGACUCGUGGCAGCUACCGAAGAUCCGUCUAAUAUCAUCUGUCGCGUUAACGGUUCGCCCUUGAUCCUUACAUUUUGCCAAGUAGCUUGCGAUCUAAACAUCUUCGUGCACCUAACAGAGGCGCACUCUCCACUUUCCAGCAUAUCCCUAGCUGCCCUGUCGGCCGCUAGCCCGAAAUUCUUAAGUCGUGUCCUUCGUUUCCUAGCCUCAAAUGACAUAAUUCAAGAAACGGGCGAGGACGAGUUUACGGCAAAUGCAGUUACUCGUACCCUCGCUCGCCCCGGAUUCAAAGCGGGAAUUGCUCAUACAUUCAUGGUCGUUAUGCCUUGCCUUCAGGAGACACCAAAGUAUCUCGCCGAUACAAGAUAUGCAAAUCCGACGGAUGUAUUUCACAGUCCCUUCCAGAUCGCCCAUAAGACCGAUAAGCCGUCUUAUGUGUGGGGUAUGGAGCAGCCCGAGUUAAUGGCUAACUUCAAUGUAUGGAUGGCUGAGCAGCAUCUAGACCAAAAGACCUGGCUAGAUGUUUUCGAUUUCGCCCAACAUGUGGGAAAUUCUGCAGAUGAUAGCCUGAUAUUCGUCGAUAUUGGUGGUGGCAUGGGUCAGCAAUGUGCACUCCUGAAGGAGAGGCACCCACACGUCCUUGGUCGUGUAGUACUGCAGGACCAACCAUUUGUGAUACCUUACGCUGUUCCAGUGGAUGGAGUUGAAAAACAGGAAUUCGAUCUCUGGACCGAGCAGCCUCUAAAGGGGGCCCGCACAUAUUACAUGCGCAACAUUUUAGAGGACUACCCCGAUGAUAGGGCGAUGGUCAUCAUUAAGAAUACCAUGUCAGCCAUGUCACAGGACUCAGUUCUCAUUAUUGACGAGAUGAUUAUUCCGAAUCGCGGCGCGAAUCCGCGAUCGACACUGCAGGACUUGACCAUGAUGGCAACCUUGGCGUCGACGGAAAGAACCGAGAGGCAAUGGGACGACCUUCUUGAUAGAGCAGGGUUGGCUGUGCUGCAGAAGACUGCCUAUAAUGCAGUGACUGGUGAAAGUAUCAUCGUGACAACUCUACGAUAA
Messenger RNA from Hypoxylon trugodes, 1152 nucleotides. Its product is annotated as S-adenosyl-L-methionine-dependent methyltransferase. The coding region runs from base 1 to 1152 and encodes 383 amino acids. Gene Ontology annotation, molecular function: O-methyltransferase activity. Lineage: Eukaryota; Fungi; Ascomycota; Sordariomycetes; Xylariales; Hypoxylaceae. The transcript has 5 exons. The record is from RefSeq and is a predicted model, not a curated record.